This is a messenger RNA of Rubroshorea leprosula, 1117 nucleotides long. The record is from the annotation of a GenBank genome assembly. Lineage: Eukaryota; Viridiplantae; Streptophyta; Magnoliopsida; Malvales; Dipterocarpaceae.
AAAAACUUUGAGUCUCACGUCAUGUUGUCUUUUGGGAACACACUAUGUUUUCCUCGUUAUCAAACUUCCAGGUGUCAUCUUCUGGGCAAGCUCCACUUUUUACUAAUCCUUCUAUCGAGCUAUUUCCUAGUGACUCUAAAGCAGAUACAUUUGAUUGGCUUCAUGAUGCCUCUCCACAUGCUUCACCUAGGUCUAUAAAAGAUGCUCUGCCUAUUGGUAAUGCAUUAGACAAUGGUGAGUCUUCUUCCCUUCCCGCUUCUGUAUCACCUAUUGGAUCUAAACCUGUUGAGCUCGAAAAUGAGAUCCUUAAUCCACCUUCAAGUUGUCCUACUUGGAUCAAAACUCGAUCUGAUGGUUCUAUGGAUUGUUAUAAGGCUUGUUUCGUUGCUAAAGGAUUUACUGAAGAAUAUGGGAUUGAUUAUGAGGAAACCUUUGCACCUGUUACUCGUCCUACUUCAAUUCGUAGUUUGAUUGCUAUUGUUGUUGCAAAAGCAUGGAAAUUGUUUUACAUGAACGUGCAAAAUGCCUUCCUAAAUGAUGAUUUUGCAAAGGAAGUUUACAUGCAACCACCUCUUGGACUUGAGCAUCCUCCAAACAAAGUUUGUCAAUUGAAUCUUCAUGAUACUGUGUUGUUCAUACGCAAGACUAAUCAUGGUAUGGUUCUACUACUUCUUUAUGUAGAUGAUAUGAUCAUUAUUGGGGAUGAUAUUUCAGGUAUUCAUGAUCUUAAGCAAUUUCUCAGUCAUAAGUUUGAGAUGAAAGAUCUUGGUGUUUUGAGUUAUUUCUUGGGACUUGAGGUCACUUCUUUUGACGAUGGUUAUCUUUUCUCUCAAACAAAGUAUGCCUAUGAUCUUAUAUCUAAAGUUGGACUCAUUAACAGUUUGACUGCAUCUACUCCUCUUGGGCCAAACGUUCGACUUACAUCUAUUGAUGGUUCUCCAUUAGCUAAUCCUAGUUGCUACAGAUAAUUGGUUGGAAGUUUGAUUUAUCUCAUUACAACGCGACUAGACAUGGCUUAUGCAGUUCAUGUUGUUAACCAGUUUAUGGCUACAUCUUGCUCCACUCAUUAUGCAACAGUACUUCGCAUUAUUUGCUAUAAUAAAGGUACCAUUUUUCA